This is a messenger RNA of Penicillium angulare, 2136 nucleotides long. RefSeq lists its product as uncharacterized. The transcript has 2 exons. The record is from RefSeq and is a predicted model, not a curated record. The coding region runs from base 1 to 2136 and encodes 711 amino acids. NCBI's taxonomy places the organism in Eukaryota, Fungi, Ascomycota, Eurotiomycetes, Eurotiales, Aspergillaceae.
AUGAAGGGUUUCGUUGGUGGUAUUCCUCUUGCCCUGCUUGUGGCUGCUGUGCAGGUGCAGGCAAUGGAGCCUGGCAUGGUAAGUGAGAUGGGCCAGAACAACUUCCAUCAACGCCGCACUGCUGGCCUUGAGCCCCAUUUCGGAGGCACUGCUAUGGGUGGACCCUCUGGCAACGAUGGUGAUGGUUCUUUCAAGACACCUUACGCCGCUGAUGUGAACACACAUUCCAACGUGAAUGAGUUCAGCAAGGACGACCACUCCGUCAACAUCAAGAACAAGGACAUCCACCCCCCUCCCCCACCUCCCCAUGGCUCUGCUUUUGGCCCAGGUGCCGGUCCCUUCGGACCUGCUUUGGGACCUGGAGCUGGUCCUUUCCCCAAGCGUCACUGGCCUUCCGGUGGUACAGCGGGUGGCGGUCCUUCUGGUAACGAUGAGGGCCAGAGCUUCAACAUGCCUAUCACUGGCAACUUCCACACUGAUGUCAACGAGUACAACAAGGACGACCACUCAAUUGCCAUCAAGAACAAGAACAUUCACCCACCUCCUAUCAUCGAGGCUCCUGUACACCCCCCUUUCGCUGGACCUCCCGGUGGUUUCCGUGAGAGCCAUGGUGCAUCUCCUGACCAUUUCCAUGUCCCUGCCACUGCUUUUACCAAGCGCUUCUCUCCCGGUGGGACUGCCAUGGGAGGUCCAGGUGGCGGUGGUCACUCUCACGGCUUCCCUGGUCCUGUCAUCAGCGGUGGUACGGCAAUGGGUGGUCCUUCUGGUGACGAUGAUGACGGAAACUUGAACUUUGGCAAGACGGCGAAUAUCCACAGCAGUGUGAACGAGCACAGCAAGGAUGACCACUCCGUUGAUAUUAAGCACAAGGACAUCUACCCCCCUCCUCCCCCAUUCGUUCACCCGCCAUUUGGUCACCCCUUCAAGCGUAGUUUACGCCCUCACGAGGGCGGCGGCACCGCAAUGGGUGGACCAUCCGGUGAUGAUGGCGGUCAGGAAUUCAACAUGCCCAUCACCAUCGAUACUGACACCGCGGUCAAUGAAUCGUACGAUGAUGACCACUCUGUCGAUCUGAAGCACACCGAUGUCUACCCACCUGCCCCCGUUGCUCCCUUCGGAGGUCCUGGUCCGGUCAUCCCCGAGGGCGAUGCUCCUUUCCGUCGUGCGUACUCCCCUGACUCUUCUGACCGCGAUGCCGAGAGCGACGGUGACGAUGAGGACCCACCUGUCAUUGCUGGCGGUACUGCUAUGGGUGGUCCUUCUGGUGAUGAUUCUGGCGGCGACUUCGAUGCCAGCACCAAUGUGGGUGUUGACAGCAACGUCAACGAAGACCACCAGGACAACCAUGCUAUCAAGCUCGACACCACAACCGUGCACCCUCCCGCAUGGCCUAUCCACGAAGUCCAUGAGGUCCCCGUCCAUGAGGUUCCAGUUGAGACUGCUCACGAAGAGGUCCCUCAGAUGCCUUGGAUGACCUACCAGGCCCAACAGCACGCUGCUGGAAACCCCAUCAUCGUUGCUGAGACCAACCACCAGGAGUCUGCUCCCGCUCCUCCCACUCACCGUGAUGAGCAGGAGGCGGCUCCCCACUGCUCCGCUGAGGUCCACGAGGUCGUCCGCACCGUGACCAAGACUCAGUACAAGCAGGUCCAGGCUACCGAGACUGUCUACAAGCAGGCCCCUGUUGUCUCUCAAGUUGUUCAGACCAGCGCCAUUCCCAUGUCUGCUGUCCCCAUGGAGUCCGGUGCUGCCCCCAAGAUCCUGUCGUCUGCUGUCUAUGGAUCCCAGGUUGCCUAUGCUUCCGCCCCAGCUUCUUCCUCAUACGCUCCUUACGAGAGCUACAACUACAAGUACCAGGCUCCUGCUAGCUCCUCUGCCGCAGCGUACUCCAUGAUCCCUGUUCACGUUCCCAUGGCCACCCCUUCAUCCAGCGCCAUGUACUCUAUGGCCACCCCAUCUGCCAGCCACGGCGUUAAUGUUCCCAGCGGUGUCUCCCCAGACCGUAGCAACAUGCCCGGCGCAUCCGCUUCUCCUUCCUCCAACAGCCCCAUGUUCACUGGUGCCGCCACCCGCGUCUCCGGUGGCUUGGUUUCCGCUGCCGCUGCCGUUGUUGGUGUUCUUGCCUUCGUCCUGUAA